This is a messenger RNA of Clarias gariepinus (North African catfish), 3536 nucleotides long. It is a transcript of the gene prkchb, whose product is annotated as protein kinase C, eta, b. Lineage: Eukaryota; Metazoa; Chordata; Actinopteri; Siluriformes; Clariidae. Bases 291 to 2327 code for a protein of 678 amino acids. Gene Ontology annotation, molecular function: ATP binding; diacylglycerol-dependent serine/threonine kinase activity. The transcript has 14 exons. Gene Ontology annotation, biological process: protein phosphorylation. The record is from RefSeq and is a predicted model, not a curated record.
CAGAAGAAUUCACAGCAGGAAACACGUAGCAGUCAGGAUCUCCAGGCGCUUCAGGUCUCGGUCUGAGUCAGUGCUCUCACCUUAACCGCCGCGCUUCGUCUGCUUCGGAAACUUUCGUGCGUUUAUACUCAGUGCCGACCUUUUUCUCAGUCCGGCGAUGAGCGUGUUGUUGGCUUGUCAGUGUUUUUGUUACGUCGUAGCUGCCAUACUUUCAUAUUCGACUCAUUCAUGCUGCGUGUGAACACCGGGAGGAAGCUCCAGCAUCGCGCCGAAACACAGCUUUGUGAAAGAUGAGGUUCACCGGCUACAUGAGACUGCGCAUCAGGGAAGCGCACGACCUGAAGCCCACCACUUUCUCAACGCGCCACACUUUCACCAAGAAGACCCCACAGCUGGAUCCCUACAUCGUGGUCAAAGUAGACAAUUUUAAAGUGGGUCAGACAGCCAUCAGGCCCAAGACUAACAAUCCCUUCUUCGAUGAGGAAUUCUGCCCGUAUAUAUGCGAGGGCAAAGAGCUAGAGGUGGCUGUUUUCCACGACACACCGAUUGGAUACGAUGACUUCGUAGCGAACUGCACUAUGAAGCUGGACAACCUGCUAACGUCAUCCAGCAGCAGACAGACUUUCGAGGGAUGGGUUAACCUGGAACCAGAGGGUAAGGUCUACAUCUGCAUCAGUCUUACAGGCAGCUUUACAGAUGAUGAUGCCGCUGUUAAUGGAUGGAGGACUCACAAGCAGUUAAGCAGGAAACGACAGCGUGCUUUGAGGAGGAAAGUGCACCAAGUCAAUGGACACAAGUUCAUGGCCACUUUCCUACGACAACCUACAUUUUGCUGCCACUGCAAAAAUUUUAUAUGGGGCGUUUUCGGGAAGCAGGGUUACCAGUGUCAAGUUUGUACCUGUGUGGUCCAUAAGAAAUGCCACCAUCUGGUUGUCACUGAGUGUCCAAAGCUGAAAAAAAAGGAAAAUGAGGGUACAAGUCAAGGUUUUAGCAUAAACAUACCUCAUCGAUUUCAUAUGCAUAAUUAUAAAGUGCCCACUUACUGUAACCACUGUGGAUCACUCCUGUAUGGUCUGGUGAAACAGGGUCUUCAAUGCAAAGGUUGUAAGAUGAACGUGCACAUUCGUUGCGAAAAAAAUGUUGCUCCCAGUUGUGGGGUGAACAGUGCAGAGCUGGCCAGCAAAUUGGCAGAGAUUGGCUUGGAGGCAGGGAGACUCAGCAAACGCCACUCUAAGAUAAGCACAUCCUCAGGGAAGUCUUCAAGUUCUAGUGUUAAAAGUCUAAGGCAGUCUGAUAUGGCUUUGGAGGAGAGUAUGAAGGUGGGGCUUGAGGAUUUUACAUUCAUACAGGUCCUGGGAAAAGGCAGCUUUGGCAAGGUGAUGCUGGCUCGCAUGAACGAUGAUGAACAAGUGUAUGCUGUGAAGAUGCUAAAGAAGGAUGUCAUACUCCAAGACGAUGACGUCGAGUCCACCAUGAUCGAGAAGCGAGUGUUGGCUCUAGCCCACAAUCACCCGUACCUCACACACCUGUACUAUUGUUUUCAGACUAACGACCGUUUGUUCUUUGUCAUGGAGUUUGUGAAUGGUGGUGACCUCAUGUUUCACAUCCAGAAAUCUCGGCGGUUUGAGGAGACCCGAGCACGGUUCUAUGCUGCUCAAAUCACCUCUGCUCUUAUGUUCCUCCAUUCCAGAGGCAUCAUAUACAGGGACCUGAAGCUGGACAACAUACUACUGGACAAAGAUGGGCACUGUAAGCUGGCAGACUUUGGUAUGUGCAAGGAAGGGGUGAAGGAUGGAGGCCUGACUUCCACCUUCUGUGGAACACCAGACUACAUUGCGCCAGAAAUCAUCCUAGAGGAACCGUAUGGUGUGUCUGUGGACUGGUGGGCUAUGGGAAUCCUACUGUUUGAGAUGCUGUGUGGACAUGCACCCUUUGAGGCAGAGACAGAGGAUGAGUUGUUUGAGUCAAUCCUCCGGGAUGAGGUGAUUUAUUCAUCUUGGCUUAGCAACGAGGCUGAGCACAUCCUCAGAGGGUUCCUGACCAGAGAUCCUUCACGUCGACUAGGCUGUGUAAAGUGGGACGGAGGGGAAAGGGCGAUCACUGAUCACGCUUUUUUUAGCGACUUGGACUGGGAGAAGCUGCUGAAGCGCGAGUUGGAGUCCCCCUUCAAACCUCGAAUAAAAUCUUCAGAGGACGUGAACAAUUUUGAUCCUGACUUCACCCAGGAAGAACCCACCCUCACUCCCAUAGAAGAAGCACUGAUCCCUGUGAACCAGGAGGACUUUAAAGACUUCUCAUACACAGCUCCCGAUCAUCUGCAUGUUUGACACACAAAUAUGUAUAUAGUACUAAUUUAUACUUUGGGUCAUACAUGAACUAUCUUCAAACAUGGUGAAACAUUAGUCCCAUGAACACUGCACGUGUUUAUUGGCAUCCGACAGUACAAAUGUCUGCCUAGUUUGAUUUACUUUGCUGUACAAACACACCAGAACACAUCUUGCAUAUUUAAAUCCUGUUCCUUUAGAAUCACUAUUUUGUGUUUCCUCUGCUUUAAAACAUGCGAUCAAAUUGUAAAAUAAUAUUUAGUGCAGAGUUCCCAAGAGUAGGAUUAAGAACUGCUGGUUUAGCACCGUCCUGUUGGGACAUGCCAUCUGUCAGAGGACUACCUGAAGAGUUUACUAUGAUGAAGUGUUUUAGAAAAAAAAUAAAAAUAAAUCAAAGACAUUGCUUGGAAACGGAGCAUGCACCAAAACAUAGCUCUCUAUGAGUCUAGCUCUCUAUAAGUCCAUAUAAUAUCUGUAAAUUGGCGUGUGUGUGUGUGUGUGUGUGUGUGUGUGUGUGUGUGUGUGUUUUCAUGCUUAUGUUGCUUGUCUAUUCAGCCUUCAACAUGCACUGUGAGUCUGGAUAUAAGGUGGAUUUAGUUCAUGCACACUGUUAAUGAAAUAGAUUUUCAUGCAAAUGUCUUAGAAACACUGGACUGGACUCCUUAAUAUGAGUCACAAUGUUAGCACUGUACACUAUAUCUUAACUGGAAAAAGUACUUCAUGAAGACUUCUUGUUAUAACUUGACUGACAAUCUUGGAUGUCUUAUGUAUACUGAUCUGAUAAGCCAUAUCAAGUGCUCUUAGUAUAAACAAACUAAAUAAAUCAUAUUGCCUUUUUUUUUACAUUGCCGUUUUAAUUCACUGACCACAACUUGAUGGUAGUCAUAUUUGGAAGCAAAUAACACUUUCAGUACUAUUAAUGGUGAUAGUUUAAGCAGCACAGCAAAUAACAGACUCAUACUGAUGCCUUUUGUAAAACGUGAAACAAUUGAGCUUGUUAAACAAUUGUAGCUUUAUUUAUCAUCAUAGCAGUCUGCCAAUCAAACGUCCUCAGAUCAGAUCAGUUUGUAUUUUCCAGUUUCUUGGUAGCAUGACAAGCUGUGUAAAAAAAGAGUGAAUGCUAGGCAAAAACUUCUAUAGCUGCUAUAAGGUAAGUGAUAACAGUACUGUAUGUCUCACAUAUGUUUUAGAACAUUAAAGGUAACUAUGAAU